AUUAUUAUUCAUCGGAGGAGUGUUUUUUUAUAUUUAUAUUAAGUUAUGUGUCACAAAUUUCUAUUGUGAAUAACUUGACGAAGAAGAAUGCGGAUAAUAAAAACAAAACAAAAUAUAUUUAGUUGUCCAGAAUAGUUUUGCGUGAAAUAAGAUUUAAUUGCAAUUUGCAUAUAUAAAAGAAUUAAAAUGGUAGUGUCUGAUGAGAAUAUGAAAUUUAAAUUACUAACGGAAAAAUUAAAUCAGAAAUGCGUGGAGAUACAAACGGAAAAUGAGCGAAUUGUUUUAAGAAUUAAUAAGACGCGCAGGAUUUUAAGAAAAAAGCAACGGGAUAUAGAGCUACUAAAGCGUCGCCUUGAUAAAUUCAACGAUGGUUGGCGCUCGAUACCAAUGGUUGCAGCGAACCCAAAGAGAAAAAUUGAGCAAAAACGCGGUCGAAAACCUAAGGUGAAGGAUACUGAAGAAAAGCAGCCAAAGGAAAAAAAACAGCGUGCAAAAAAACUUGCAGUUGAGUCUAUUAAUAAGGAUGUAGUUGCAAACACGGCCAAAUUCCAAACUCCCGAUAGAAGUCUCGGUGAAUACAUAAAAUUACCUUUUCCAGACGGAAAUGACGUCCAAAAUUAAAACAAUGAUUGGCUGUUUUAUUU
Messenger RNA from Teleopsis dalmanni, 644 nucleotides. RefSeq lists its product as uncharacterized. Gene Ontology annotation, biological process: positive regulation of apoptotic process; apoptotic process; apoptotic signaling pathway. Gene Ontology annotation, cellular component: Ino80 complex. Lineage: Eukaryota; Metazoa; Arthropoda; Insecta; Diptera; Diopsidae. The transcript is spliced from 2 exons. The coding region runs from base 187 to 621 and encodes 144 amino acids. The record is from RefSeq and is a predicted model, not a curated record. Gene Ontology annotation, molecular function: DNA binding.